Messenger RNA from Raphanus sativus (radish), 757 nucleotides. Its product is annotated as protein C2-DOMAIN ABA-RELATED 10. The transcript is spliced from 3 exons. The record is from RefSeq and is a predicted model, not a curated record. The coding region runs from base 73 to 615 and encodes 180 amino acids. NCBI's taxonomy places the organism in Eukaryota, Viridiplantae, Streptophyta, Magnoliopsida, Brassicales, Brassicaceae.
UUUCUUUCGUUUUUAUUAGUUCUUCCUCAUUUUCUCCAAACUUGGUCAACCUUCUCAAAUCUUGCCAAAUCAAUGGACCAAAGACCUCUUGGAUUGCUAACGAUUCACGUCAAAAGAGGUAUCAAUCUCGCCAUUCGCGACCACAGAAGCAGCGAUCCGUAUGUUGUCAUUACCGUCGCCGAUCAGACAUUGAAAACACGUGUGAUAAAGAAAAACUGCAAUCCAGUAUGGAAUGAAGAAAUGACUGUCGCAAUCAAAGAUCCCAAUGUCCCUAUCCGUUUGACAGUGUUUGACUGGGACAAGUUCACUGGAGAUGACAAGAUGGGAGAUGCAAACGUAGACAUUCAAACAUACUUAGAGGCUCUCAAAAUGGGGAUGGAGCUUUUGAGGCUCCCUAAUGGAUGCGCUAUCAAAAGGGUUCAGCCAUCAAGGCAGAAUUGUUUAUCAGAUGAAAGUAGCAUUGUUUGGAACAAUGGUAAGAUCACGCAAGACAUGCUCCUUAGGCUUAACAAUGUCGAGUGCGGUGAGAUUGAGAUCAUGCUUGAAUGGCAUGAAGGUGCUGGUUGCAGAGGUGUGACUUCCUCUUCCAAAGGAGGAGUCUCUUCCUCUACCUAAGAAAUGUUUGUUGUUGUUGUUGUUGAUGUUGUAUACCGGAUGAGCGAUCAGUUGUUGUUGUUUCGAUUUGUAUAAGAGAUACAAAGCAUGUUUUCUUGAUGACCAUUUCAUUCAAUUAGAAAAUUUGGAGGAUUUGAGUCUU